UCUUUGAUUCGAAAAUGAUGGUGACUUGUUUGUGUGAAAAUAAUGUUCGUAAGAAAUAUUUUGAAAUCAAUAAUUAGUAUACGUGUUUCUUAGUAAUAUAUCGUGUUUUUUUGUUUAAUAAUAUCAAUAUCUCCUUUCUUAAUAAUGUAACCAAGAAAUGGGGGCGAAACUGUCACAUGGGUGUAAACUUUUAUGAUGUUACACAAACAUCAUGUUAUUUUUUAGAAAUUACCCUACCGAUUGUAACAGUUACUAGUUUAGAUUGUUGAUAUAAAAAUGUUUAAACAACAACUAUCUCCAAGGACUAUUCACCCUUACCAAACCACUAUGGUACCACGAAGUGAACAACAAUUUUCAUCAGCAUCACAACAGCGAGUAAAAUACCCGUGGACUGAAAAUACACCUGUGUAUGAAGUCGCUGCAGCGGACAGUUCUACUUCUGAUAAUGCUUACCAUCUUCCACAUUAUUAUAAUGGUACUCUGAGGGAGUAUGGUCCACCAUCACCAGUGUAUCAAACUCCAUAUAGCACAGCAACAGGUACCUGGCGGAACUACAGACGAGGAGAGAAAGUUCCAGUUCACAACGCACACACUUAUGCAUUCCCACCGUGUGCUUCAUCGUUUUCCCUGCAGUUAUGUGAAGCAGAUUCACAAACACAUCCUGUAAAUCGCUCACCGAUCCCACCAGUACCGUCCGUUAGUCCGGAAGUUCCUAUAAUUGGUGCCUGUGGAGGACAUUGCCCAGGAUUUGAAUAUGUGUGCUACUAUAUUUUACAAGUAAUAUUUGUAGUAGGAAUAUUAACUGGAAUCUCUUUAUGCAUUGCUGGCAUUGUGUUGAGACGCACAAACCGUAAUGGUGAUCUCGGAGUAUUAGUUUAUAUUGGCUGCCUGGCGUCGUGCGUGUGCGGCGUGCUGCUCGGCGUGCAGUGCUGCGUGCGCCGCGAGAUGCGUCAGCGCAAGCUGCGAGCCAACAUGCACAUACCAAUGCAAUCUAUACAGGAAGCACCAGCCGUAGCUUGCCCUUUGAUAACAUCCUCAACAUUACCUCACAGUCGAGUAUACAGGCCGACAGUGAGCGCGUACGAGGGCGACGUGACGGGAGUACCUUGGUGGCGCCGCACCGCAGACUGAUUAGCUUUAAGUAUAUUAUGAUGUAUUUACAAACUAAUACUAUAACUUUUUUAUUAUCUGUGUCCAAAUAAAACAAUGAUCUUAUAAUAAACGCUUUGAAAAUAUAAUUGUA
Papilio polytes (common Mormon) is the source of this 1243-nucleotide messenger RNA. RefSeq lists its product as uncharacterized. Bases 277 to 1131 code for a protein of 284 amino acids. Lineage: Eukaryota; Metazoa; Arthropoda; Insecta; Lepidoptera; Papilionidae. The record is from RefSeq and is a predicted model, not a curated record. The transcript is spliced from 6 exons.